AUGGGUAAAUUAAAGAAGAAAGGAAAGGCCGGCCAGGCGAAGAACUACAUCACAAGAACCCAGGCUGUCCGAAAACUUCAGAUCUCCUUGCCUGAUUUCCGUCGCCUGUGCAUCUUCAAGGGCAUCUACCCACGAGAGCCCCGAAACCUCAAGAAAGCCAACAAGUCGGCCACUCACUCGACCACCUUUUACUACACAAAGGACAUUCAAUAUCUGUUACACGAGCCUCUCCUGGGCAAGUUUCGAGAACAAAAGACACUUGACAAGAAGAUCGCCCGGUCAUUAGGUCGCAAUGAGGUGCAGGAUGCGGUGCGACUUGAGAAACAUGCUAUGCCCAAGAUCAAACUCGAUCAUAUUGUUAAAGAAAGAUAUCCCACUUUUGUGGAUGCGCUGAGAGACCUUGACGACGCUCUAUCAUUGUUAUUCCUGUUUGCCAACCUACCUUCCACGACCACCGUCCCCCACAAAGUCAUUGCACGUUGCCAACGCCUGUGCCAUGAGUUCGAACACUAUUUGAUUGCCACAAACUCGUUACGGAAGUCCUUCUUGUCGAUAAAAGGUAUUUAUUAUCAGGCAACCAUCCAAGGUCAAGAUAUCAUGUGGCUAGUCCCCUACAAGUUUGUGCAGCGAGUCACUCAAGACGUGGACUAUCGUAUAAUGGGCACAUUUGUCGAGUUUUACUGUACACUACUAGGAUUUGUGAACUUCCGCCUCUACACAUCUAUCGGUCUUGUUUACCCUCCCAAAUAUGACGCCGCAAGCGAUGAGAGGGGUGCCGAGUUGGCGGCAUUCACUCUCGAGGGCCGUGGUAUUACUGGUCCCCAAGAAUCCGAGAACGACCAAAAGACUCUGACCAACGGUCAUGCACAAAAUAGUAAUUCCGAGGCUCUUCAGGCACAGAUUGACAAGAUUUCCAAGGACGAUAUCGUGGAAGACGACAUCAAGGAAGCUGAGGACGUGGAUGAGCCGGGAGACGAGGGUGCUAUUGACGAGUUCAAAAUCGCAGCUCCAGAAGGAGAUGUUCUUCCCCAACCAGAUCUUACCAGCGACCAAGCUGCGUCUUUAUUUUCCAACCUAACUGUCUUCAUCUCCAGAGAAGCUCCCAGACACCCGGUCGAGUUCCUGCUGCGGGCUUUUGGCUGUAAAAGAAUUGCUUGGGAUGCAGUUCUUGGUGAUGGAGCUUUCACAAAUGAUGAAACUGACCCUCGAAUCACUCAUCAGGUGGUAGAUAGACCAAUGCCCGCACAGACAUUCUCUAUUGCACAAGUUGGAGAGGCUUCAGGUGAUCAGAACCUCCAAGUUGUCAUGCCGGGUCACAUUGUACCUGGACGUACCUACAUCCAACCGCAAUGGAUCUGGGAUUGUAUCAAUGAAGGCAAGAUACUUCGGACUGAUGUCUACUCCCCAGGAGCAACAUUGCCACCUCAUCUCAGUCCGUGGAUGAAACCCACCAGUGGUCAAUACGAUCCUAGAGCUACCUUGGAAGAGCAACAGCCAGAAGGUGAAGCUGAUGAGGAAGUGGAGGAUGACGACGAUGACGACGAAGAUGUCGCGGCUGACGACAUCGAAGGACAAGAAGAUGAGGAAUCAGAGGCAGAUGAGAUAGAUGCGGGAGACAUGGAUGUUGCCUCUUCUGGAGAAGACGAUACAUCUUCCGAGGACGACAAUGACGAACAUGAAGAGGGCUUCGGCGGGUUUGAAGAUGGAGCUGAUGUUGACGAUGCAUCCGACGACUUUGACGAUGAAGCACAGCACCAGAAGGAGCUCGAAGCCGAGGCACUUGGUCGGCCGAUUUCUGCGUCCAAGCAGAACCCCGUGGCUACACAAAAGGCCAAGGCCAAGAAAGAACGACAGACUAAGAAAAGCAAAAAGGAUGAAGAAGUCGAACGCCAGAAGAUGAUGAUGAGCAACAAGAAGAGAAAGUUGUACGAGAAGAUGCAAUUUGGCAACAAUAAGAAGGAUGUCGAGGCCGAAAAGCUCCGGGGCAAGAGAAGGAAGUUAGAGAAGGCUGGCAAGGCUGGACGAUAA
Messenger RNA from Exophiala bonariae, 2028 nucleotides. It is a transcript of the gene NOP7, whose product is annotated as mRNA-binding ribosome synthesis protein nop7. The transcript has a single exon. Lineage: Eukaryota; Fungi; Ascomycota; Eurotiomycetes; Chaetothyriales; Herpotrichiellaceae. The coding region runs from base 1 to 2028 and encodes 675 amino acids. Gene Ontology annotation, biological process: maturation of LSU-rRNA from tricistronic rRNA transcript (SSU-rRNA, 5.8S rRNA, LSU-rRNA); ribosome biogenesis. Gene Ontology annotation, molecular function: RNA binding. Gene Ontology annotation, cellular component: PeBoW complex; nucleolus. The record is from RefSeq and is a predicted model, not a curated record.